Messenger RNA from Merops nubicus (carmine bee-eater), 1044 nucleotides. Its product is annotated as bifunctional 3'-phosphoadenosine 5'-phosphosulfate synthase 2-like. The record is from RefSeq and is a predicted model, not a curated record. The annotation marks the transcript as partial. Lineage: Eukaryota; Metazoa; Chordata; Aves; Coraciiformes; Meropidae. Gene Ontology annotation, biological process: sulfate assimilation; 3'-phosphoadenosine 5'-phosphosulfate biosynthetic process. The transcript has 6 exons. Gene Ontology annotation, molecular function: adenylylsulfate kinase activity; ATP binding.
GGAUCGACCAAUGUGGUUUACCAAGCCCAUCACGUCAGCAGGAGCAAGAGAGGACAAGUCGUCGGUACCAGGGGUGGAUUUCGAGGCUGCACUGUUUGGCUAACAGGCCUUUCCGGAGCUGGCAAGACAACCAUUGGCUUCGCUCUGGAAGAGUACUUGGUCUCUCAUGGCAUCCCUUGCUACUCCCUGGAUGGUGACAACGUUCGACACGGCUUGAAUAAGAACCUGGGCUUCUCGGCCGGGGACCGCGAGGAGAACAUCCGGCGCAUCGCGGAGGUGGCCCGGCUGUUUGCCGACGCCGGCCUCGUCUGCAUAACGAGCUUCAUCUCUCCUUUCGCAAAGGAUCGUCAAAAUGCACGGAAAAUUCAUGAGGCAGCUGGACUUCCUUUCUUUGAAAUUUUUGUAGAUGCUCCUCUCAAUAUUUGUGAGAGCAGAGACGUGAAGGGGCUGUACAAAAAGGCAAGAGCUGGAGAGAUCAAAGGGUUCACGGGGAUUGACUCCGAGUAUGAGAAGCCUGAAUCUCCUGAACUGGUGUUGAAAACGAACGUUGCGUCUGUGUCUGAAUGCAUUCAGCAGGUGGUGGAGCUCCUCCAGGCACAAAACAUCGUGCCCCACGGCUCGAUUAAGGAUGUUAUCGAGCUCUUUGUACCUGAAAAUAAACUCAGCAGUGUCCGGGCGGAAGCGGAGAUGCUGCCGUCCGUAGAGAUCACCAAGCUGGAUCUGCAGUGGGUGCAGGUGCUGAGCGAAGGCUGGGCCACUCCGCUGACCGGCUUCAUGCGCGAGGCAGAGUACUUGCAAGUGAUCCAUUUUGGCACCCUGCUCAAUGGUACGAACCCCCACGGCGCCUGCGCGGAGAAGCUCAGCGCUUGGCCCCGCUCUCCUCCUUCCCUCCUGGGGCUCCUAAAGGCCACGGGUGCCAAGGGGCAGAAGGUGUCGGUGCCCUCCGUGCCGCGCCCGCGGCUCUGGCUCGCACCGGCUCGCGUGGUGCCCGUCAAACAUUUCGGGGGCCGCUGUGUGUCUCUUUCCACACUUGGUUAUAGCAGG